GGAGUUCCACGCAUUAGCUCUGCACUUUGAAGGAUCAUACCACUAAGGUUGUUCAGUUCAGGAAGCGAAUCAGACGGAAGUUUCGAGAAGAUGCCGGUCAUGGAGAAGCUGAAGAUGUUCGUAGUUCAAGAGCCUGUGGUGACUGCAUCGUGUAUCAUCGGUGGAAUUGGUCUCUUCCUUCCAGCCGUUGUAAGGCCAAUUCUGGAUUCCUUUGAAGCAUCAAAGCAAGUUCCUCAGCCUGUAUUAAGUGAUGUGGUUGCAAGUAUGACUGGAAAGAAAUAGGGAUGGAUGAUCAAUCUCAGCAACACAAGAAAUAGGCAUGAUCUUCUCUUCUGUCGUAAAAUAAGCCCUCUACAUUCUAAUCGGAUAUCAAGUUUGAUAGCGUAGCCAUUUUUAGACAUUACCUUGUUGUUUUAUGCCCAUACGUACGGCUGAUUUUCAAGAUAUUUCAGUUCUAAGUUUGAAGCCUGAGUAAAACUUGCAACUCCUUUGAUUGGUUUCCUACCAUUUGUCUCCAAAUAUUUAUACUGUUACAGGACUUCAGGAUGAGACGAUUAUGAACUAAUACACGAAAGUGAUGACUAA
Messenger RNA from Cucurbita maxima (winter squash), 585 nucleotides. RefSeq lists its product as uncharacterized. The transcript has 3 exons. The record is from RefSeq and is a predicted model, not a curated record. Bases 91 to 282 code for a protein of 63 amino acids. NCBI's taxonomy places the organism in Eukaryota, Viridiplantae, Streptophyta, Magnoliopsida, Cucurbitales, Cucurbitaceae.